Molecule: messenger RNA, 1131 nt
Organism: Colletotrichum orchidophilum
Lineage: Eukaryota; Fungi; Ascomycota; Sordariomycetes; Glomerellales; Glomerellaceae
Product: glycosyl hydrolase
Exons: 1
Coding region: 1-1131 (376 amino acids)
Source: RefSeq, a predicted model, not a curated record
AUGACUCCAAAUCUGCAGACUGCCGCCAUCCCCGCGGCAACAGUCCAGUCGCAUGCUUCUAACCUACUCCAACUAUCCGAUCAGACACUUCUAUGCGCGUGGUUCGGAGGGUCACAAGAAGGCCUCCCGGAUAUUAGCAUCUGGCUAUCUCGGCAAGAGCCCGGCUCAACUUCCUGGUCGGCUCCUCAGAAGAUCUCUUCAGAUACGAACCGAAGCUGCCAGAAUCCGGUGCUCUUUCAAGCAUCCGAGACAGGAGACAUCUGGCUCUUCCAUACGUCUCAAGAUGCCGGAAAUCAAGAUGGAGCUAUCGUCAUGGCCCGUACAUCAAGCGACAAUGGCAAAACGUGGUCAUCGCCCCGCUACCCUCUGAAAGGCGUCACUGGAGUGUUUGUGCGCCAGCCUCUUGUCGUUCUCCAGGAUGGGACUUGGGUCCUUCCGGUGUUCCAUUGCCGAUCGACACCGGGCCAGAGGUGGAUCGGCAACAACGACAUCUCUGCAGUGUUUUCCUCCAGAGACGAGGGCCAAACAUGGACAGAGAACGUGGUCCCUGACAGCAUUGGCUCCGUACACAUGAAUAUCGUUGCACCAAAGAGCCAAGGUUCCGAAUACGUCGCCUUCUUCCGCAGCCGAUGGGCCGACAACGUCUACCGCUCGACAUCGCCUGACGGGCUGAAUUGGACUCCUCCCAAGGCGACGUCUCUACCGAAUCCCAAUAGCGGCAUCUGCGCGGCACGGCUGCCUUCAGGCAACCUGGCCAUCGUGUUCAACCGUUCGGCCGCCGAACCCGACAUGGCCAAGCGAGAGGGCCUCUACGAUGACAUUACACCAGAAGACGAUAAGCGGCCGAACCAGGCAUCGGUGAAUGGAAAGAAUGCGAUAUGGGGAACGCCACGGAAGACGUUGACGGUGGCUGUGUCUGGCGACAAUGGCUUGACAUGGAAGGGAAAGGUCCUCGAGGACGGCGAUGGAUUCUGUAUGACGAAUAACUCGAUCGAGAAGACCAAUCGAGAGCUGAGCUAUCCCAGCAUAUUCAUCGAGAAGGAAGCUGUGCAUAUUGCUUUCACAUUCCAUCGCCAGUACAUCAAGUAUGUGAGAAUAGAAGACAUAGAGGGUUGGCUAGAUGAGGCUUAA